Molecule: messenger RNA, 287 nt
Organism: Gongylonema pulchrum
Lineage: Eukaryota; Metazoa; Nematoda; Chromadorea; Rhabditida; Gongylonematidae
Source: the annotation of a GenBank genome assembly
UUGGAUAACGCGGGUAAAACGACAAUAUUGAAAAAUUUGGCAUCUGAAGACAUAACACACAUUACGCCCACGCAGGGUUUUAAUAUCAAAAGUGUGGUGUCGGACGACGUAAAACUGAAUGUCUGGGACAUUGGCGGACAACGAAAAAUUCGUCCGUACUGGAAGAAUUAUUUCGAAAACACGGAUGUGCUAGUCAAGAACAGAGAACAUGGCAACCUUAUCACGUACAGAGAAGGUUACAAUCCCAGUCUUCUAAGUUUUCAAUCUAUCGGCCCCGCAGUAUAGGC